Fundulus heteroclitus (mummichog) is the source of this 1097-nucleotide messenger RNA. Its product is annotated as adhesion G-protein coupled receptor G2-like. The record is from RefSeq and is a predicted model, not a curated record. Gene Ontology annotation, cellular component: membrane. Lineage: Eukaryota; Metazoa; Chordata; Actinopteri; Cyprinodontiformes; Fundulidae. Gene Ontology annotation, molecular function: G protein-coupled receptor activity. The transcript is spliced from 8 exons. Bases 1 to 1011 code for a protein of 336 amino acids. Gene Ontology annotation, biological process: adenylate cyclase-activating G protein-coupled receptor signaling pathway; cell surface receptor signaling pathway.
AUGCAGGUGAGGGGCCCGGACAGCACCACUGUGAUGGCAGGCAGGAGGAGCAGCUGGAAGAACCGGAUUGUAGCUGAUGAACCAGGUGAAUCCAGGAAGGGGGUUCUAACACCCGGCUUGGUAACUGCAAAGCUUUCAGCCAAAGACGCUGAGAUCCUGUUCUACAUUACCUACAUUGGCUGUGGUAUUUCUCUUCUUGCUCUGGUUGUCACUGUUUUGCUCUUCAUCACCAACAGAAAACUCAGAGCGGAUGAUUCCAAGAAGAUCCACAUCAGCCUUGCAGUUUCCCUCAUCCUCCUAAAUGUCCACUUCCUCCCCAGCCAGGCAGUGGCUAAGACGUCCUCCAAUGAGCUUUGUCUUUAUGUUGCUCUUCUUCUUCACUACUCCCUGUUGGCCUCUUUCACCUGGAUGGCCCUGGAGGGCUUCCAUCUCUAUCUUCUCCUGGUCAAAGUCUUCAACAUCUAUGUGAGGAGAUACCUGCUCAAACUCAGUGUGGUGGGAUGGGGUCUUCCUGCAGUGGUUGUGGCAGUUAUGGUGAUCAUUGACAAAGACAACUAUGGUCGUGUGCCCCUGGACUCAUCUAAACCCAAUGGAACUGCAAUAUGUUAUAUAACUGAUGACACGGCGAAGCUGGUGACCACAGUGGGACUGUUCAGCCUGGUGUUCCUCUUUAACGUGAUCAUGUUUGGACUGGCAAUCAAAUGGUACAUGAGUGCUGACUUACACAAGGAGCAUGGACGGAGUAAACAUCACAAAGCCAAGCAAGAGAUUUGCACCCUGCUGGUGCUCAUGGUUCUGCUGGGCCUCACCUGGGGCCUGAUCUUCUUCUCAUUUGGCCACCUGACCACCCCUGGACUCUACAGCUUCUGUAUACUGAACUCUUUGCAAGGUUGCUUCAUCUUCAUUUACUUUGUGUUGAUGUGGAAGAAUUCAAAAGAUGCUGCUAGCAAGCUAAGCUCUUCUAAAGUACAAAGCUCUGACACUGGAACACAAGCAAAGUCCCACCCAUAAAGAUGUGAUUGAAAAAUCUUAGCCAUCUAUUGGUUGCUAAACAAGUGCUUACUCGUUGGACUCAUCUGCUGCCUGGUUUACUCUGG